Molecule: messenger RNA, 1710 nt
Organism: Mesorhabditis spiculigera
Lineage: Eukaryota; Metazoa; Nematoda; Chromadorea; Rhabditida; Rhabditidae
Source: the annotation of a GenBank genome assembly
AUGGCCAGAAAGAAAGCCGAGCCGCAAAAGAAGGUCCAAGCGGGUUCAACCGAAGUGGCGAUCGUUGCUCCCGAACCGCCCGAUGACAACGAUCCACCACUCACCGCUGAAGAACAGGCCUUUCGCGAAUGGGAGCAAGCCCCGGAGCCCAACAAGAACUACGUCAAAACGAUGACCGACAUGAACGCGGAGGCUUGGCGAAAGAGCAAUUCACGAUUCUGGUUUAAUUUGUGCAAGAUUGAGCAAAAAUACCGGGCUGUCGACGACGAGAACGAUUUGCAAUGGGACAUGGCUACUGAUGAGAUCUAUAUGCCCGACGGCAUGACGGAAAAGGCAGCCGAGAAAAAGGUGUUGAAAGCCAUGCCCGACUUCGGGUCGUGCAUUCUUUCGUGUGCAGACCCCGAAGAUAGUCCAGCCCGAACGAAGGAGGACCGGUCGAUGCUAGCUAAACGACAGUGCCUCAAUAAGUUCUUCAACGACCAGUAUCAACUAAACCCGAAGCGAAUCUUGGCCUCAAUCAUGCCACCCCCUCAAAUGCGGGCUAUUCAAGCCGGGCCCAGCACUCAACAAGUCGAACAUCGUGUAGUGCACAGAACAACGAUCGAGGGCCCCGCCGAGGAGGUCAAGAAAGUGCUUGAGUUAUAUCAUCGCGGAAUGGGCUUGCGCGACGCUAUCGAUGGACCAGAAGUGCAACUGCAGAUAAAAGCCGAUGAGACGAAGAAGCUGCUACCUUGGACCCCUCGGCCGAUCUGCGGUGAACCCCCGGCCUCAAGGACGCGCAGCCAAUCUCGCCUCAGCAUCGAGAGAAAAGACGACCGUGAUUCACAUGACCCAUUGGACACGACCCCGAAGCGUAGAUCUCUGCCCGCGGGACGUGCUACCCCACUUCGCUCUACCGCCAAAACGACAGACGUCCGAAGCCCGGCCCGCGUCAGAAAGUCCGCGAGCCCUAUGGCCCAGACCCCGGAGACGAACACUCGAAAAUCCGUUGGUCGACCUCGCAGCCAGCCAGCCAAGAAAUCGACCCCAGCUGCUGUGAAGCCUCGGCCUGCAACUCCACCAACUUCGGCAAAGGAAACGGCGCCUAUGAUCAAGUCUCGGCUACCCACUCCCUAUUACCCCAGACGCUCUUCAGUAGGGACACCCGGAAUUGGCGUGGGAACACCCGGAAUGGGAACGAGAAGCCGUUCGAUGCUAGCCAUUGAGUAUCCGGCCUCCUCAUCGACCGACAAACCCGCUGCUGUCGUCUCUUCAUCUAAAACUCAACCGCGCCGAUCGUAUAAGAAGAAGAGUCUGGGCGAACAGCCAAAGCUUGGCCAAUCUGCCGCUGAAGCGCCGCAGCCCACUGCCGGGACAACUAAAUCCCAGCUCCCGAAAGAUCGUCGGAAAUCGGCUCCGAAGAAGUUGGACGUCAAUACGGCAGUGGCACUGGCGAACCCGUCCCCCAAUGUCUCGAGCACGCUGGAGCCGGCGAUGAAGCGACGGCGCACGUACGACGUCUCCUACGGCAGCGGAUUGGACGUCGCCGUCUCGCCACACGCCUCCUGUUUCAACAACAUGGGAGGAGGCGAUGGCGUUGGCGAUUGGGUCUCUUCCCAGAUGGUGGCCACCGAAGAGGGCGACUUUGUGCGAGAGCACGGCAGCGAGAAUUUCGAGCGCGUCUACUCGCAGAUGUAUCGCAAGGUUCAACGCCAAUACUAUUUGAAGCAG